This is a messenger RNA of Closterium sp. NIES-65, 5337 nucleotides long. The record is from the annotation of a GenBank genome assembly. NCBI's taxonomy places the organism in Eukaryota, Viridiplantae, Streptophyta, Zygnematophyceae, Desmidiales, Closteriaceae.
AUGGUGAGCGCGGAGCGACAGUGCAGGUUUCGCAUUCAGGUCGAUUGGUCUGCUGGCGACGACGAGGAGCAGGUGGCGUUACGGUUACAAUCACUCGUGAUGGUAACCCUACCUCCGCCCCAUGACCACGUGGUGGUAGGCAUGCACGUGGAGCCACGUGGCGAAGAGAAUCAGGACAGCAAGGCAGCAUCACCCGAAGCAGCACCAGACGAAGCAUCAAAAGACUCAGGAGAUGAACGGCUGAGAUUGCAGGAUUCUGGGAAGUGGACGGUCCGGAUGAACAUGAGAGUGCACAAGCAGAGGGAACCGCUGCACGUGCUGCGACUGACGCGAAUAGCCGCCAGCAGCAGCUCGUCCUAUUCAGGCAGCGAUGGGCUGUCCAUGCUGGCUAAGCUGCUAGACGCCAAGGGUGUCGCCCUCCACCGGGCUGACGUCGCUGCUGCUGCUGCCAGCGCGAUUCCCACAGGGACCUCAGGUGGAAUUUCAGGUGCAGGAGGGGGUUCUGUUGGUUCAGGUGGCGGUUCAGGGUCGGGCGGGAGUGCAGGGAGUGGUGGGGCUCUGGUCCUCCCCAACUUCACCAUGAACCUGCCCCUACUGGAGGUACUGGAGGUGGAGAACAACCGCCUGAGCGCGCUGCCGGGGGAGAUCGGGCAGCUGCAGCAGCUGAGGGUGCUGCGCGCUGAUAACAACCAGCUCACCACCGUGCCCAUCACACUGCGGGAGUGCACCAACCUGAGGGAGCUGUCCCUCGAGAACAACCGCCUUGUGCGUCCCCUCCUCGACUUCAGGUGCCUGGCAGACCUGAGGGUGCUGCGGCUGUUCAACAACCCGCUCGAGUUCUUCCCAGAGAUCCUGCCCUGCCGCCACCUGCGCAUGUUAUCCCUUGCCAACGUGCGCAUUGUCAGCGACCCAGACCUCAAGAUCGUUGACGUUAGCAUCGUGCAACUGGAGGCGCAGCAAGGCUCCUACUUCUCUGCGUCCAAGCACUGCCUGAGCGACUUCUUCGCCCUCAUCUUCCGCUACUCGUCCGUGCACCACCCGCUGCUGGCGUCCGCCCUGGCACGCAUCUGUGAGGACCGCGAGAACCGCGCGGCCAUUGGCAAGGAUGAGAGCGCGAUCAGGCAGAUCGUGAGCAUGCUGCUUGCUGACUCCAAGCACGUGGUGGAGCAGGCGUGCCAUGCGCUCUCGUCCCUGGCAAUGGACGAUGCACUGGUGACCCAUCUCGUGAAGUCGGACGUGCUAGCAGCCAUCUGCUCGCUGCUGCUCUCCCAGCAGCCGGAGAUCCUCGUGUCAGUGCUGCGCGUCAUUGCCAACCUCGCCCUCGCCUCCGACUCCGUCGCUGCACGCAUUCUGAACGUCGAUUCUGCGGCUAUUCUCACCAGUCUGUGUCAUCAUACACACAUGAUGCAGCCGGAGAUCCUCGUGUCCGUGCUGCGUGUCAUUGCCAACCUCGCCCUCGCCUCUGACUCCGUUGCCGCGCGCAUUUUGAACGUCGACUCGGCGGCCAUUCUCACCACGCCCUGCUCUGCUGCUCUCUCCCCCUCUCUUCCUCCAUCCAUACCUCUCUCCUCGAAACCUUCUGCACCCUUCUCACCGCCACCCUACCUGCACCCUUUCCGUUCUAACCUCUUCCUUAUUGCCCUCAUGGCCGUGGGUAACUUGUCAUUCUGCCCGGACAACCGCCGCCUGCUGGUGGCCCAACCAGGCUUCCUAGACGGGCUCUAUCACCUCGCCACAGGGGGCGCGGGGCUGGGCGGCGGGGGCUUCGGGGGCGGGGGAGGGGGAGAGGAAGCGGGAGAAGGGGGUUUGGGAGCGGAAGGGGAGGGGAUGAGGGGGGGUGGAGGGGGUGUGGGCAGGUACCAGCACAGGGCGCUAGUGGUGGAGGUUCCAACUGUCUUCUCGUUUCGCAAGGCGGCAGCGCGGGUGCUUGCUAUUCUGGGUGAAAAUCGGCUGGUACAGGGAGCAUUGUGCACGAGGGCAGUGGGGCAGAGGGGUGUGCGUAUACUAGUGAUGGAUGGGGGCGGCAUGCGGGGCAUGGCCAUGGUGCAGAUGCUGCGGCAGAUCGAGGGGCGCACGGGCAGGCGCGUGCACGAGCUGUUUGACCUCGUGUGUGGCACGUCCACUGGUGGCAUGCUGGCAGCUGAGUUGGGAAUCAAGCGCCUCACUUUGGACCAGUGUGAUGAUGUCUACAGGCGACUGGGCAAGCUGGUAUUCUCAAACGUGGAGGCGAUGGAGUCGGCGUCGUGGCGGGACAAGCUGGACCAGCUGUACAAGAGCUCGUCUCAGAACUACCGCGUGGUGGUGCACGGCAGCAAGCACAACGCGGAGCAGUUUGAGCAGCUGCUGCAGGAGAUGUGCACGGAUGACGAUGGGGACCUGCUCAUCGACUCCGCAGUCAAGGGCGGGCCCAAGGUCUUCGUGGUGUCCACCCUCGUUAGUGUCACACCCGCCACACCCUUCGUCUUCCGAAACUACCAGUACCCUCCUGGGACCAGGGAGACCCCCCACCCCCCAGCCGACGGGUCCCCCAUGCCCAUGCCGCCCCCCCGCAUGCGCACAUCGGGGCUAUCCGCGCUGCUAGGCACGUGCAAGAUGCAGCUCUGGCAGGCCAUCCGAGCCUCCUCCGCAGCUCCGUACUACUUCGACGAUUUCGCUGUUGGCCCCCACCGCUGGCAAGACGGGGCUAUUUUCGCAAAUAACCCUACAAUUGUCGCGGUGAGAGAGGCCCGGCUGCUCUGGCCGGACCUGCCGCUGGACUGCGUGGUGAGCCUCGGGUGCGGCUCGGCGCCGCCGAAGCUGCGCGGGAGGCCCGGGUGGAGGGUGGCGGAUACGGGGCAGGUGCUGGCCGAGGCUGCCACGUCGGUGGAGCAGGCGGAUCUGGCGUUUGAGUCGGUGAUUCCCAUGCUGCCCGAUGUGAAAUACUACCGGUUCAACCCAGUGGACGAGCGGUGUGGCAUGGAUCUGGACGAAACAGACCCAGCGGAGUGGGAAAAACUGGAGACAGCCACUGACGAGUACCUCACAGCAGUCAACCGCGACAUGGCAGAGCUCUGCAAGUACCUGCGCCUCUGCGUGGCUCAGGAGGAGGCAGACAAGGCCGCCGCCGCAGCACUGUUAGGCGGAGCAGCAGCAGCAGCAGCGGCAGCGGCAGGGGGGUAUAGGAGUCGGCCGGGGAGUCGGCCGGGAAGCAUGCCCGGCACCCCGAGAGCCGCUGGCUACUCUAGCCCUGCAGCAGCACCUGUUUACCCUCCCAUUGUGCUCCCAGCAUCGCCUAGGUCGCCCAAGACGUCUGCCCCCGCGUCGCCCCUGGCCAAGGUGAUUGGGCCGCAGGGGGAUCAGAGGAGGGGAGCCAGUGGCAGCUCGCUGCACGCGAUCAAUCCAUACCGUCGGCACGUGCUGCUCGUGGACUCCAUCCGGCCGUCCGUUGCCCGCCGGCCCUGGCAGCACUCGGCUCGUCUCUGCUGCUCUGCCAUCGGCGGCGGCGGUGGCUAUAUCAACAACAGCAGCAUGGUUUCUUCUCAUGAAGCAGCAGCAGCGAGGCUCGCAGGGAUCAUCAGCAGUAUCAGCACGGACGGUGGCAGCACUGGCAGUCUGCUGUCCCACCUGCGCCGCCCCCCUAAGGUAGACGAGCAUAUCUGUGAGCCCUGCGACCCUCCCUCUGGCAGCACUGCUGCUGCUGCUGCGUCCACUGGGCUGUAUUUCUCCACCUCUCUCCAGUCCCCGUUCAGCUCCCGACCCUCCAGCGUGCCUGGGAGUCCCCGAAUCACAGGGUCAGCUUCGGCCAUGGCUGCUGCUGCAGCUGCGGCUGCUGGAGCAUCUGCUAGUGGUGGCGCUAGUCCCCAUUUUGGGUCUGCUGCAGGACUGGCAGCACCAGCAGCAGCAGGGAUAGCUUCAGCCGGAGCUGCUGGGAUGAGGAGGUCCGGUAGCAGCACGGCCAUAGCAGCAGGUCUGGGAAUAGGCUCGGGAGGCUCGGGUGGUGCGGGUGGAGGUUCGGGAGGGACAGUGGGAAGGGCAGGUGUCCGAAGGGGAGUGGAUGGAAGGGGAGGAGGGGGUGGUGGUUCCCCCGUGUUCCGAGUUCCCUCCAACCUCGAUCUUAACAAGCCAACAGGGGAAACCUCACGUCCUGCUACUGCCAGCAUCACUCCUGCUGCUGCUGCUACUCGUGCUGGGGCUGGGUCUAGUACCAGAGCAACUAGUACAGAGGACACACCUCUGGGAGUGGAAGCAAGUUUCCGGCCCUGGAUGGCCGAAGGGGAGGACUCAGACGGGGAAGAGGAGGGGCAGGGAGGCAGGAGCACCAGGCAAGCAGGCACGGGAGCGGUCACACGGGGUUACACGCCAACAUCAGCAUCAGGCGCAGCAGGGGCAACGGUAUCGGCAACAGCAGGGAGAGCAGCGGCGGCGGCGGCGGCGGCGGCAGCAACGCUGCCGAGUGUGGGGGCACGGCUGAAGCCAGUGUGGACGGAGGGCGGGUCGAGGAGGGCGGUGGCGCUGUCGCUGUCUCCCCCGGCAGCAGCACUCAUGCAGCGCCUGCAGCAGGCUGCUGGCGUGGGCCUAGUGCACCUGGCGCUACCCUGCGACCAGUCAGGCUUCAUCCUCACCUGGUCAUCUGAGGUCAUGUCAGUGGCAGAGCCUAGUGACUCCGCCACGCGCCUGCUUGCCCGUGCCAUUGACAGCAUCGGCUGCUGCUUUGUGGUGGAUGGGGUGCUGCAUCGCUUCAUGGGCUGCCACACUCAGAUCCUGCCGGGCGGCAUGGAGGUGAGCACGUAUCUCUUCAGCUGCACGGCUCCCGCCGUCCACCUCACAGAAGCUGACAUUCGCUGGAUGGCUUCUUCAUGGAGGGAUCGCAUCAUAGUGUGCACGGGCAAACAGGGGCCCCCCACCGCCCUCACAGAAGCUUUUCUGGACACCGGAGCCAAGGCUGUCAUCGCUCCUCCUCCUGCCGGUUCCUCUUCAUUCCCUGGUCACUUUGCAUUAAAUGCUGCUGCUGCGGCAGGGGCAAGUGGCAUGUCUCCUUGCGUCGACUCGGCCUAUCAAGGAGUUGUGGGUUUGGAUUUAGCGGCGGCAGCAGCUGGUGGGGAUGUGGGUAGGUUGGGGAAGAGGGAGGCCUGGUUGGAUGACGUGGAGGCUUGGAUUGGCCGGGAGGAUCGGGUGUUUGGUUUAGCGGUGGAGAAAGAGCAGGCAAGUGCUAAAGUGGAGGAAGAGAGGUUGGGGUUGUUUUUGAGGGAUCUGUACAGUGGGUUGUUUGAUGAUGGAUUCUCGGCUCCUGUAGCUUUGGAGGAGACCCUGAAGGCACAUCCGGGGAUGAAGUUCUCAUGUCAUGUCAAGAAAAGGUAA